CGAUGGGGCUGUUCCAGGAUAGAGCCGUGUUCGCCACUACGGCCGGUGUGUUGAAGGGAAUCUUCCAGGUGGGCGGCGCCAUUCUGAAGCUGGUGCUGGGAAAGCGGGAGAGCGAGGAGCUGACAUAUAUGAAGGAGCAGUUCCAGGCCGUCAGGAACCAACUGGAUGUGAUUUCUGAUCAGAUCCGGCAGGUGUUGUGGGAGAUCGAGAGGAGCACGAUCAACAACCAGUACUUCCCCAUCGAGGAGAACCUCAAGAACCAGUUCCGCAAAUACAUGGACAUCCUGAGAUCAGCGCCCGAGUUCCGCGACAAGGAACGAGACGAGUUCCUCACACACUUCGACGUGACCAAGGGCGACCAGAACCUGCACACGCUCUUCGACGCGGUCAUGGGCUUCUCCGCCGUCUUUGGGAAGCCCAUCCUGGAGACGGCCAUGAGCUACGACCAAAGGAACCGGCGCCUGAUGGAAAGCAUGUGUUGCCGGCUGAAGGAGCUCUUCUGCAUCGGUCUGAUCGCUCUCCUGGGCCACGCCGCCGUCACCGGCAACGACGUGGAGGCGUUGAAGAAAGAGUGGAACCAGAAACUGGCGCAAGUAGAAACCAAAAUGAAAUCCAUGGUAGAUCGGUGCGUCAGCGAGUUUGCGCAGCAGGCAGAGAUAGAUGUCGAGAGGAUGGUGAAGGACAAGGGGGAGAGAGAUAACAAGGGGUGCGCCACUUUUAUCAUGGAGGGACUGGUGAAGAAAUACGACUGGGUCCGCUGGUCAGUGCGCGUCUAUGAUCCUGUCUCAGGCUUUGACAAUCACUGUGUCGGUGGCCCAAACCGUUUUGAGUUUUUCCGGCUCAAUAACAUCAACGUGGUUGUGUCUUACUCCAUCGACCCAAAAUCCAUCGACGAGGCACAGAUCGGCCAGUUGAUGCAGGGCAAGGAUGGCUGGAGCGACGCCAGAGACGUGUUCGAGUUCAUCUCCGCCAACGUCCCGGACAACUACAUGGUCCACGCGGUCAGGCGCUACAAAGACCUGUGGAACCACAAGGACUUCCCCAACGCCUGCCACUUCUGGGAGACCUACAGUGGGGUCACCCUCUGUGUCCACUCCACAUGAUGGCCCCAGAGGCGAGCCGGUCCCGUCAUGGCGGGGUAUGUUAGAAAUUAAACAGAUCAAAUAUGUGAUUAAAAUGAAUCCGGACCCAAUCAGUUCAGUGGCCACGUCCUAGAUUUAUCAGCGUUACAAUUCGGCGCUUAGAGUCCAAUCAAUAGUCACCGUCGGAUUGUAACACCGUCGGUGUGUAACCGAUGAGCAGCCGCUUCUCCAGUUUACUGACCGUCCGCUGUAUACCAAACGCUGCAGACACGACCCUGUCUGGUUACCUCCUGCACUCAGCAGCCGCUGCCCGGCAAACAACACAAUGGCCACCGGCAGCGGGGUCUCCUGAUGCCCUUUAUCCUUGUAGAUCAAUCGUUGUCAUUGCUUGACUGUGCUUAAAGUGAUUAAUCGGUUCUAUGAAAAUAUAUACGAUGUACAUGGUAAUCAGUUCAAUAAAUUCGAAUCAC
Messenger RNA from Leucoraja erinaceus (little skate), 1552 nucleotides. Its product is annotated as protein rapunzel-like. Lineage: Eukaryota; Metazoa; Chordata; Chondrichthyes; Rajiformes; Rajidae. The record is from RefSeq and is a predicted model, not a curated record. The coding region runs from base 3 to 1103 and encodes 366 amino acids. The transcript has a single exon.